Messenger RNA from Pleurotus ostreatus (oyster mushroom), 3105 nucleotides. It is a transcript of the gene RDH54, whose product is annotated as helicase. The transcript has 33 exons. Gene Ontology annotation, cellular component: nucleus. NCBI's taxonomy places the organism in Eukaryota, Fungi, Basidiomycota, Agaricomycetes, Agaricales, Pleurotaceae. The record is from RefSeq and is a predicted model, not a curated record. Gene Ontology annotation, molecular function: ATP binding; DNA translocase activity; ATP-dependent chromatin remodeler activity. Gene Ontology annotation, biological process: double-strand break repair via homologous recombination; reciprocal meiotic recombination. Bases 1 to 3105 code for a protein of 1034 amino acids.
AUGCCCGGUUUUGCUCCUCUGCUGGCUGGAUCAAAGCGACAAGCUCCCUCAGGUCUGCAGGGACAGCCCGCUUCGAAGAGACCCGCGCUCGAUGAACGCUGCUGGAUGGUACAAUGGAGGAAGCCUCAGACGCGAAAACACAAGACGUGGGAUGGCGACGCUGUCCUCGUUGUUAGUGGUACACGGGCAGUGCUCUACGACACCGACGGAAAAACGAUUGGCAGCGGAAAGGUAGACGCUGAUUUGUCCGAGGGAACACCAUUGCAGCUAGCAGGCAAAGAAUUAGAGAUCGACUGCCCAAUACCUCAUUCAGAGUAUCUGUCUGGUGCCUGCUUUGGGCGCAGCACUGCUCCUACGCCACAACCAGCCACGAAAAUCCAGAAACCAUUCAAGAAGCUCACGACAUCUAACAUGAGAGUGCCUCUCGUCAAGGACUCUAGUAAUCCUCUGUCUGCGACGCCCGGCUCAGUAAAGGAAGAACAAGUGUCUCCCGGGGCAACCACCAGUGAGGAUAGCGACGAAGUUUCAGAAAGUCACUGGGUAGCAAACUGGCGGAAGCCAAAGGCCUCGUCCAACAAGCAGACUUGGGACGGCGAUGCCUAUAUCUCUCAGCGUGGCAAUCUCUUGACCAUGAUCUCGGAGGACGGGAAAAUAAUGGGGACCAUGACAUGGAAAGGAUCACCACUUUACGCUGGUCUCUCCUUUCACUUUGGAGGCAAGGUAGUCCAGCUUGAUGCUCAAGUAACAGCGUCACAGUUACCAAUGACCACCGGAACGUCACAUAAUGAGAAUCAACCACCCCCUCCUGAAAUCCCCGCACUACCUCAGGAUGAACCGAAAGCUGCGCCUUCACGAUUCGUCGUUCCAUCCGCGAACUUCUACGCCCCAAAGAUGAAGAAUGUUGUCCCUAAGCAUGACCCAGAUGCCCCAGGUGCGUUACUUAUGAAGGCGCCAACGAAAGAGCACAAAUCCCUCUUCAACAAGAAGAAUUUACCUGUGAUUCCCGUUGUUCUCGACCCUAUACUUGUACGACAUUUGCGUCCACAUCAAAUAGAAGGUGUGCGGUUUUUAUACGAGUGCGUCAUGUCCAUGCGAAAGCACGAGGGUCAAGGCUGUAUUCUCGCAGAUGAAAUGGGACUGGGUAAAACCCUGCAGACCAUCACCCUCGUCUGGACUCUUCUCAAACAAAACCCCUACGGCAGCGGCCUUCCUGUUGUCAGCAAUGUGCUCAUUGUCUGCCCGGUGUCAUUGAUCAACAAUUGGAAGGCCGAAUUCCAUAAAUGGUUAGGUCGCGACCGAGUUGGGGUUGUCGCUUGCGACAAGGCAGACAAGAAAGUCAUCAAGACGUUCAUCAACACGAAAACCCAACAGGUCCUCAUCAUCGGUUAUGAAAGACUGCGAACAGUAAUCGGCGAACUUGAGUCUUGCAUCCCCCCUAUUGGACUAGUCAUUUGCGACGAAGGACAUCGCCUCAAAUCCGCAAAGAACAAGACGGUCGAGACGCUGAGAAGGGUGAAGACCCUCCGUCGCAUCAUCCUUUCUGGGACCCCCAUCCAAAAUGAUUUAGGAGAGUUCCACGCCAUGGCCGACUAUUGCAAUCCAGGUCUCCUUGAUGAAUAUCAGGCCUUCCGUCGCAUUUACGAGGUUCCGAUUCUUAAAAGCCGAGAACCUGAUGCUACUUCUAAAGAAAUAGAAAUCGGCACUGCACGUUCGGAACAGUUAUUAGCUGUUGCAAAGAGCUUUGUGUUACGGAGGGAUGCCUCAAUCUUAAAUAAUUAUCUACCACCCAAGUAUGAAUUCGUGGUGUUCGUGGCGCCCACGAAGCUCCAGACAUCCAUAUUUCAGAAGAUACUAAACCCUGAUCGUGUCGACAGCCUUAUGCAAGGGCCGACAGCGGAGUCCCUCGCCUUGAUUAAUAUGCUCACUAAGAUCAGCUCUAGCCCAAUCUUGUUAAGGGCAACUGCUGAUAAGGCUAAGAUAGCCGGAACAUCUGUUGCCAGUAAGAGCUUGGAGGGCGCCUUGCAACUCCUCCCACCCAAUGCAGAAAUAGAGGACCUUUCACUCAGUGGGAAGUUGUCUGCUCUGGCGCAACUUCUUGCAAUCCUUCGACUUCAUACUGACGAGAAGAUCGUUCUCGUUUCCCACUAUACAUCAACACUGAACAUACUGGAAGCAUUCUGCAAGAAGAAGCGAUAUUCGUAUUACCGACUUGACGGACAAACAGCUGCGACCAAGCGACAGGAAUACGUCAACGCAUUUAACAAGUCAGAUGCGAAGAGCGCUUUUGUAUUUCUGCUCAGUUCGAAGGCUGGUGGAGUAGGCAUCAAUCUCGUCGGCGCUUCUAGGCUGUGCCUCGUAGAUUCAGAUUGGAACCCAAGUCACGAUCUACAGUCCAUGGCGCGAAUUCAUAGGGACGGGCAGAAACGGCCAGUGUAUAUAUAUCGCUUCUUGACCACAGGUGCCAUCGAUGAGAAAAUAUACCAACGACAAGUCACGAAACUCGGGUUGAGCAAUGCUAUGAUGGGAAACGGAGCGGAAAAUAGCAAAUCGGACUCAUUCUCGCGGAAGGAUCUACGAGAUAUCUUCAAGAUCCAUUUCAACACACCUUGUAACACACACGACCUGUUGCAAUGCUACUGUGCUGGCUCCGGGCGUCGGUUAUCAGAGCAAGAUGUUUCUUUGUCGGACGAACUCAUGUCAGAUGACGAGGAGCCCUCUCCACACGAGGGUUUCGUCCAAGCUUCAGAAAUCCGUAUGCAACCAGUUGCCGACUAUGACAAGAAGCAACUAAAAGAGAAAGAGAUGCAGCUCGCAGCAUUGGGAGAAUGGACUCAUAUCAACUGCCUCAGACCGACAGUCCAGGAUGAUGUCCAGGACGACAUCCUCAGGCGAAUCCUCAGGCAGAACAAUUCAAGGCCGAAUGACCACUCUCCCAAAGAACAGUCGCGAUUCGAUCGGCUUCUACACGACACUGACUUGGAUAAUAUUGCAGCCGUAGAUGAGGGAGUAAUCAAUGUCGAUUUGCGCGAGCUCCCGGGUGGUACCAUAUCGUUCGUCUUCCAGAAGACUUCUCUACUUCCGCAGAGUUCGGAAGAACCAGAGUAG